This is a messenger RNA of Helicoverpa zea (corn earworm), 14561 nucleotides long. RefSeq names its product baculoviral IAP repeat-containing protein 6 (gene Bruce). Gene Ontology annotation, molecular function: ubiquitin conjugating enzyme activity; cysteine-type endopeptidase inhibitor activity. Gene Ontology annotation, biological process: apoptotic process; regulation of cytokinesis; negative regulation of apoptotic process. The transcript has 51 exons. Gene Ontology annotation, cellular component: nucleus. The record is from RefSeq and is a predicted model, not a curated record. NCBI's taxonomy places the organism in Eukaryota, Metazoa, Arthropoda, Insecta, Lepidoptera, Noctuidae. Bases 56 to 11725 code for a protein of 3889 amino acids.
AAAUACAAUUACAAAUGGCGUUUACGUAGUGUAGACAGAUGUGUUCACGGCCACGAUGGGCGAUGAUUCUUUGAUAUUACGAGAAGAUGGUUAUAUACGUAUGAACUUUCCUGUUUCUUCUCUAACUUAUCAUAGCAACUUAAAUAUAAUUUUGGUGAAGACUGACAGAUGUGGUGUACACGUUUUGGAUGUGAACUCGGGUGUGAUACUGCAGUCUUCUCGUCUGUCAGCGGAUGAGUGUGGUAAACUCGGGGUGGAGUAUGCGCCGGGCGCGGACCGAGUGUUCGUGUGGGACGGGAGCGGAGUGGGCGCGCGCACCGACUACAAUGGGGUGCUGCUACUGCACACUGCGCUGCAGCGCCCGCUGCCCUCGUCACAGCCCGACAAGAUCAUAAGGAUCGAGCUCGUACUGUCUGAGGCUGUCCUGCUGUACCAAUGUCUGCAGAGUCUAGACGCACACUCGAUCGAGGGCCUCACAGACUUCAUCAACGAGUUGAAGCGCUCCAUCGAUGUGAUACCUGUCAGGAAAGGAGUCAAGGCACAAAAGUGGAGCACAGUGACCAUCCGCCUACCACAGUCUACCCUCCGGCUAGUCACAACAGGCGUAGUCCAGGAGUUGAAGGGUCAGAACCGGCGGAUACCUGCCUUAGCCAUCGCGUCAGCUGUCGGGCAACGAGCCAAUGAGCUGGUGCCGUGCUCCCGGGAUGAGGAGACCAGGCCUCUUAUGUACAGCGAGGCGGAAAGGAAGGAGACCUUCAAACGGUGGCCGCAUAUGGACUACAAAUGGGCGCUCCCGGCUCGCAUGGCUCAAGCCGGGUUCUACCACCAGCCGUCCCCCAGCGGCGACGACCGCGCCAUGUGCUUCACGUGCCUCGUGUGCCUCGUCUGCUGGGAGAAGUCCGACGAGCCCUGGGUGGAGCACGAGCGGCACUCGCCGAACUGCCCCUUCGUCAGGGGCGAGUAUACGCACAACGUGCCUAUCUCUGUGACGAACGCGACAGCAUGCGCGGUGCCGUGUACCAACGUGUCAGUCGUGUCGAAGGGCAACACCGGGGACCUGAUCGCGACGGGCACUCCUGAGGGCAAAGUCAACAUCUGGCGGUUCGACUGCGGCCUCAAAUUGGUCAAGUUCAUUCACCUUUCGCCGUAUGACUCGAUAUUUAGCGGCAUAUUGGCGACCGAUAGUAAUAAAGUAUGGUCUGCGAGCUUGGAGAAGGAUAGUUCUACAUACGGCGUCGAGCUGACGGCGAUGGCAUUCGUCGGGAUGACGUCGCAACAGGAAGCGUACCCACAAACACAGACCACGGAGAGUACGGAGAAGGAGACCAACACCAACAAGACCAAGCCUUCCCUCAUCUGCGCCGUCGUCAUCACCCGGACCAACUCGCCACAGACCGACCAGCCCAUCAAGGAAGACUCCAGUAAAGCACUCUUCGACUCUGGAGGCGACAAGGAAAGUGUUCAAGCAAUGAACGACCAGAACGAGGCAAAGAACAAUCUCACAACAAACAAAAUGCUGUUCCUACUAACGUAUGACAUACACAGCUCACUAGCCGGCUCCAUCACCACUGUGGUACACACCUCCAACAGCAGCGGCAACUCCAAGCCGGGCGGCAGCAAGAAAGUGUGCACCGUGGCCAGACCAGACGACGCCAACAUAUACGACGAGAUAUACUACCAGUACUCCGACGAGGACACAGAGCUUCCACAAUGCACAAAUAGCUUGCUAGACGAACAGAUCAGUAACGUUAUUAACCUAAACGCUUCGUCCAGUAAGGAAGACUGCAAGAUGUGGGAACCCAAGAAGAUUAUACUGCCGAAGCAUUUCAAAGUGAUGCCCCCUCCUCCCCCCACGGCGUUGUUACCCGAGUUGCAAGAGGCUGCACAACAAGCCACCAUGCUAGACUUUGUAGGCAAGAUCUCGCAACUCAAGAGUUGGAAGAGUGGUAAUCUAGACUCUGUUGGUACUAAAUUAGCAGACCAACCAGACGCGGUGUUGCAACAAGCCGACCCUAUAACACACUAUCUCAACAUGAAUGGACCUCUGGAGAUCUCCGACUUGAAGUGGUACGAAGGUGGGGAUGGAACAGAAAAAGUCAAAGUGACUACAUUCGGGGGCGGGAGCAAGGUGGGCACACAGACAGCCAUCACUAACAGUAAUAACGACGGCUUCGACAGCGAUCCACCGCAGGAAGAGGCAGUCUCGCAGGGCAUAGCUAUCCAGUGUCUCAGUCUUCCAACCAAACUUAGCUUAAAAGAGGACUCUAAAGUCACACACCUAUUUCCGACGGAAGAUAAGGAACAUUUGCUCGUAGUUAUAUCGACCAUCGACCCUGAACAGGUCAAGGACGAGGAGGAGACUGACAACGAUGGUGACACUAAAAUGGAAAUAGACGAGGUCACUGAACCCAGUGACAAGCCCAAAUCUGACGCUAAGGCGUACUUCAUCUUGUACAAGAUUAACAAUAAAACGUCAAUAUACACUUUGGAAGACAACCCGGUUUCAUACAAAGAGUUACCUUUCAACGAGAGUCCUGUAGAUCUGUGCUUGUUACCAGCUGAUAAACAUGAUCAGUAUUCGUUCGCGGCUGUCGGCCUUGACGGCUGUUUAAGACUGUAUUCAUUGCCUGACUUCAAGACUCUCUCAGAGAAGCGUGUACCGAAAGGACAGUUCACCUCAGUUGUGUUUUGUGCAUCUGUAGAACGGCUCAGUGUAUCUACUAAACAUGGAAUGAUAUACUUCUACGCGUUGAAUAACGGUGAGAAGGAUAACACAGGUGAUAUUGACGAGGAUGAAUUCGCUAACAUAGAUUUCGACAUGUUACAGCGAGCGCCGCGGGACGAGGUCUGCGGGCCGUCCCCGGCGCCCGUCAUCAUUGCCAAUAAGACUGAACUAGACUUGUCAGACUUAGAGACUUUGAUAUAUUUGACUGGUUACUACGGUACCAACACGACAGUGCCUUACAGCGCGGUUGUACCCGGCUUCUGGUGCGAGUUGUCGCCUGCACAGAGGUCUCGCUCGGAUCACCAGAAUAACAGGACUUGGCGAUUGCAGAAUACUUCUUCGACGUGGGACGAACACGUGUUAGAGCUUACCUUGCCUUACAGUGUCUCAUUAGCGCAUAUAGAGUUCGGUUUCACCUUACACUCAGCUUGCUCAGCCAAUCUUCCUAUCAUACUGGUAACAUUGCUCAAACAAAACCUUCACGGUAUUGGGUACAAGAAAGACGCGUCUUUCGGCCAUAGACCAGACUCGCCGAUACACUUUCCAGUAAUAGACGCCGACAUGUCGAAUCUCGAGAACCCUGUGAACAGCGAGGAGUAUCUGCAAGCACAUAACGCUGAGAUCUUAGCGGGACCUUUAUUACUGUCUUCCGGACUUGACAUGACCCAGCAAUCGGGGACUUUGAUACUGACCAGCCCUCGGCUAUAUAGAGCUAGAGGACGAACCUUCCUCAUUCAUAUUAAGACACUUUUCGAUCCAGCUAAAGAUAUGAGUAAAGGCACAAACAAAACUGGCGAGAGCAGCUCUAAGAAGACUGGUUUUAUCGGCUGCGACUGGCUGCACCAGAUUUCAUUGACCGUUCGCUCCAGCCCACACACUGACAUCGCUAUGGAGAGACAGCAACGGAUAGCUAUGUUAGAGUCGAAUAGCUUCUUGAACACUUUGUGCGAAAUAUCGAUAAACAACGCUAACCCUGAGAUGAGGAACAUAGCCAUGGACCUGUUAAUUUGGGUCGUGUCUAUAAGACUACAACGUAUGCGACUUGCGAAGACGGAAAAAGGAAAAGACAAAACUGUGGAAACACAACAGUUGGAGUGUGUUAAAAUUAUUGAGAAACAUACCGAUGCACUGAUAAAGAAUUGCAUUCUAUGCGCCAAUAGGAGCAUGGCAAAGAAAUGCGUCAAAAUUCUUCUCAUUACUAGCGAGGGUGAAAAACAAUUGCCGAAACCAUGGAAGUCAACAUUCGAGACGACAUUAUCGAACAGUGUAUGUGCUUGUAUACCGUAUGUCGGUGCCAGCGUGUCGGCCGGUGCGGUCCGCUGGUUGGCGGCACUGGCUCAGCAAUGUACCGCGCGGGCGAUGGCGCCGGCGUUAGUGGCGAAAUGUUUGGCGCUGCUGGAAAGAUCGGCACGGUGCUUGAGAGAUAGACCUGAUGUGUAUCACAGCUUGUUGAGGGCUAGAUUCGGUCUCUACGGUCUUCCAUUAGAGCGAACGAUAUUCGCGACAGAGAUCCCGGAACAAGGACGGGGCACUUCCACCCCGGUGACGUACGCCAGCGUGCUAGCCGGAGACACUAGCACGCCGCCCGUGCCCAAGCCUGACUACCAGCUGAAGGAGCUGCUUAACCUGCCGCUGGACUUGGAUUCAAAAACAGCAGUAACAUCAACCGCUUGGUGGGCACAAAACAACGGCGUUGGCGUGUUCGGCGCCGGCCUCAGUGAAGCCAUGCCUCUCCACGUGACGUGCCACGUGGCCUCCGACGGCACCAAGCUCGAGUCCAGCGGCGCCAGGCAUCACUCCGCUGUGGUCAGCUCGCUGCCCGGCGCCGGUCCGGGGGAUCCUAGUCAGCAACUGUGGUCGGUCGUGAAAGAAGGCCAGAUGAAGCAGUCGUCACAAGACCCUGACUCCUUGGAAGAUGUCGAGAGCUCCCUCAUGGAGUGUGAUCCUCAGGACAAGAUGGAGUUCUCCGAAGAGAAGCUUUUCAAGGAUCAGGAACAAUGCGGCAUACCAUGGGCGUCGCUGGUGACUCGGCCGCCGCAACACACGCUAGUUGUGGAACGAAUGCACUCGGGCGCGAGACGGUACAUCGUGCUGGACUUCGGACAUGCUGUUAAACUUACUGAUGUUAUAAUACCAUCAUGCUCCGACUUAGUGACCCUCUGCAUCGAUAUUUGGGUGACCGGCGAAGAGACGGAUUGCGUGAAGCUUGCCUUCGCAACUGACAUCGCGACCAAACAUCUAGUGCUGACUGAUAUACAGCCACCGCCUAUUUGCCGUUAUAUGAAGAUAACCACAAUAGGCAGAUACGGCAUGUCGGCCAUGAAGUGUAAGAUCCCGCUGGGCUGGUUCUACGGCGAGAUUGCAGAAAUAGCGCAUGUACAGCCUUCUAUCAAUGCGCUUAAUGCUCUGCAUCAGGACUUGACGUGCCGGUUCAGAUUAGCAACCGGCAAACUAAUGGACCUUCUCAACCCGUACCUCGAACUAUACAACGGGAACGCAGCCCACAUGAUGUCGUACCUUAACAUUAACAACGAAACCGACACCAAGGUCGUCACCGCCUACCAGGAGUGCAUAGAACUACAACAGCAACUGCAUACCUGCACCAGUAUACUGAGAAAGCUCCAGAAUAAUCCGGAAAGUUCUAGAAACUUGCCUGAGUUGAUCGAUAAGGGCGCGGUGUCGUCGGAAGCGCUGUUAGAAGCGGCUUCCACGGAUAAGCUGAGAGUGAUCAGUGAGAUGAUUGUGGAUAUGUUAUUGUAUUUCUACUUCCAAGUUGGUGAUGUGCAAUACGCGGAGGUGAGCCAGUCGUGGUGCGCGACGGUGCUGCCGCUGGUGUGGGAGUGGGGCGGGCGCGGCGCGGGCGCGCUGGCCACGCUGCUGGCGCGCGCGGCGGGCGCGGCGCCCUGGUGGGGCGCGCUGCUGGCCGACACGCUCACCAACGCCUUCGCGCUCUAUGACGCGCCGCCUACAUCGCUCGACAAAUGCUUGGUGCUGAUAAUCUACAUGUCGCGCAAGAGCUUAUUCUCGCACACGACGGCGGAGGGCGGCGUGUGCCCGGCGCUGGCGACGCGCGCGCUGGAGCUGGUGCGCGCGCCACGUCCGGCGCCCGCGGUGACCGCCGCGCUACUGACGGCGCUCGCCGCCGUGCUCGACACUGUGGCGCACUCCAGCAGACACGCCAGAUGGGACUGGGUGACGGGCGGUCGUGCAGGCGGCUCGCACUCGGGCGGCGAGGCGCAGGGCUCCCCGCGGGCUAACGAGUGCAAGCUGCACCGACGCAAGCUGCAUAAGAAGCUGCUGCAUCAGAUGCAGGAGCUGGAAGCCGCUAGGAGGGGGAUACAGGUCGCGCUUGAAGAUCAACAGCGUGCCCGCCUCAGCCUAAAAGCCCGUAUGGCCAUGGUUGGCAAGCGAGGCGGUUCCCGCGGCGAGUCGUCCAGCUCUUCAGGUUCAGACGCGGUGCGGCCGCGGCCCCUACCGGCGGCGUUAGCGGCGCGACUGGCGCAUGCCCUGGUGGCACACAUGCUGGCUGCUGACACCUGCUCCCAUGCUGAUGCACUCAUGUUGGCAGCUAAGGUAGUGGGAAGGCUAUGCGCUUUAUCAGGCGGCGCCAGCUUGCUGGAUCCUUCAUGCAUCCUCGGCUUAGCAAGACUGGCGGUCACUCUGCCACCCUGGCCGAGACACGCAUUGACAACGCUGCUUCAGGACCUAGUCGAAUACGAAUCAGGAGAUUCCCCCUCGAGUCCUCCAAACGAGGAAUCAUGGAGCGGCGCGGGUUCCUCCCGCGUUAUCCGCGUGCACUCCAUACCCGGAGCCGCUCCCGGCGUCAAAACGCGCAAGUUCAAGGGACCUACUGUUGCAGAUUUGUUAGCGGAUAGUUUUGGUCUGGGGAAGACUACCAACUUCAAGCCCAAACUAUUUUCCACAGCAGGUGUCAAUUUAGCAAAUAUCGAUGUGGAGGAGCAGUUGACUCAGGUAGCUGAGUCUGAUGACUCGGAGUCUUCGGAAGAGAAGUUAGAACAAUACUUUAUUGAUGCUGUCAAGAAGGAGACCAGGACGAAACUGGUUGUUGAUAAUAGUUCAAGCAACGUAUCAGUAUGCUGGGACGCGCGUCUAGAAGCGGGAGGUGGAGGCUGCGGCGGCGCAGGCGAGGCCCACGCUCGUCGCGCUCUACUGGGUACCGCGGGGGCCCUAGCGGCCGCCGUGCGGGCCCCGCCCCCGGCCCCGCCGCCGCCGCCGCGGGCCCCGCCGCCACCGCACAGGCCUCACCCGCCACUUACACAUACGCUCUAUGAUGUGUUCAGACAUCUGGCGUUGGAGUUCCAUUAUCAGAUGGACUGCACAUUCAUGGAGAACGUGAUCUCGCUGUGGCUGACGCUGAACGGGUCGGCGUGGGGCAGCGGCGGCGCGUGGUCGCUGGCCACGCUGGCCGUGCCCGCCGACACGCCGCGCAUCCGCCUCGCCUCCGACACCGUCAACGCCACGCUGCACUCGCUCUGCACGUUAGAAAACAUAUCACUGAGAUGCUGGGUGUUAUCAAUGCAAGCCUUGGCGUGGAUUGCGAGCUUGCCUUUACAGACUGAAGGAAGUAGCACUCAGACUAUGGGUCGCGUUAUAUUGGAGUGCGAGCAUUUCGUGCCGGCCCUAGUUAAGUUUAUUACUAUGAAUGUCAACACGGAUGGUGCUGUUUCUUCUUCUGAACCUUAUUUGGGCGGCGCUCAAAUCGGCGCUGGAGCUGGCGCAGCCUCCGCCUUACACUCCGUGGUAUCCCGCGUCAUAUGCGCCCGCGGCGCGGCCGGAGCCCUGGCGGCCCUGCGCGCCGUGUGCGGCGUGUGGCGGCGCGAGGCGGAGGCGGGGCAGGCCUACGACCUGCAGGCCACGCUGCUGCGCCUGGCGCACCCCAUGCUGCAGGUGCUGGCGGCCCGCCAUGUGCAUCACGCGCUGCCGCUCUUCCUUACUGUCGCACAUCAGUCAGUAUGGUGGGUGCGCGAGAGCAGCGGCUGGCGCGGCUCCGGCGGCUCGGAAGCCCGACUGUCCGGCCUGCUCGCCGACGUGCUGGCUGGCGGCGGCUCCGGGGCCGCGCGCCGGGCCCCGCUGCGCCGAGCAGUGUUGGCGCAGCUGCUGCAUUACUGCCGCAAGCUGCUCGCUGUGCCGCUGCCGCCGCAGCAUCUGCCGGCUGCUUCGUCAUCAAGCCCUUCAGUAUCAACAAGCGGAGAGCAAUCACAGACAGAUGAGAGUAAGGCACAAAACAGCAGCACCGCCGAGGCGACCAAUGUGGAAGACGAGAGGAAACAGCAGGCAGCGAGGACGCCGUGCUUUGCUGACACUGUACUGCAACAUCAACAAAUCAUGCAGAAGUUCUACAGGACGCUCUCGAUAUGCGACGGCAUGAACACCGUUGCUUUGAAUUCAGGCAUGAGUUCAGAGCCAUCGUCUCUGAAGGAAGAGGUGUUCUGGUUAGUGGCCCACAUGGCUACCGUGGCAUCAAACCCAGCACUCAUGGUUACAAGCCUCAUGGAGUUCCUCAAGAAAGAAGAAGUAGUGAAUCUAUCUCAAGCGAUGCAACAGCUAAUUAUCCGAGUGCUCGACUAUCCAGAGGCACUCGCCGCUUUCAUAGACGCGGGUGGCCUAGAACUCGCGCUUGAAAAACUUACUGCUUGUCAUCAGGCCGGUCCCAGCAGCGGACAAGGCUUAGUCUCGUCUCUAAUGAACUACCUGAAGCUGCCGCCACAAAUGAUGAACUUGUCCACACCAGCGUCGGGCAACAAGAAGAACCAAACGCCUGUUAUUGAGACCGCUAAUGGAUUGGUUAACAUUGCUCCGCUAUGCACGGUAUCGUGCGGCAACCCAACAGCGCAAGCCGCCGACGUACUUCUGGACGGCGGCGGCGGCAUGAGCGUCCGCGGCGCGUGCGCGGCUCGGCGCGUCCGCGCGGCCGCGUGGUCCUACCACUUCUUCAGCGCGGACGACGCCUCGCUUGCUCUGACGCUGACGCUGCCGUAUGCUGUGCAGCUGCAUGAAGUCCAGUUGCAGCCACAUCUUACUAGUUUGGCUACCUGUCCGGGCGCCGUGGGCGUGGAAGCCGGUUGCGGCGGUACCCUAGCUCCAUUAGGUCCUCCUCAAAGCACUGCCGGCAUGACCUUCAUCCGUCUCGUGGUAGCCCGACCAGUGGUCUGCACCACUGUACAGAUCAGACUGUACAAGCCUCGAGAUUCGUCGAAUAUGGGCUUGUUGCAGUUGAGGCUGUUGGCUGCUCCGGCCUUCAAUAGUCUUACUACUACGCCUGUUACCAGCAACAACUGGGCCUGCGUAGUGGCAGCAUGCACCCGCGCCGGCAGCGCGGCCGGGGCCCGCCUCGCCCGCUCCCGCGCGGGCGGCGCCGUCAGCGCGCUCUGCGCCUGCGUGGCGGCCGGCGGCGCCCCCGCCACGCAUGCGCACGCCGCGCUGCUGGCGGCUGCAAGGCAUGCGCCGGAACUGAGGGGCCCGUUGAUCACGGCGCUGUUGAAUAUGGACGCCCAUGCGCAUGCUCAUGCUUUCCAAGCACCCACAAACGGCCGCGUGAACGGCAGCAUGUGGGCGGUGUGCGAGCUGGUGCGGCAGCUGUGCCGCUGGUGCGCGGACGGCGCGGUGGCGGCCUACGUGCAGUGGCUGGCCGCCGCCGCCGAGCUGUGGCUGCGCCAGCGCGAGCCGCCGUCCGCUGCGCUCACGCACACACUAGCAUCGGUACUAUGGACACUGAAAGAGAAACGUAUACUGGAUAAUUUGGAAGAGCUGAUCACGGAUGAUCUGUUCGAGUUGGUGUACACGUGGGUCAAGGAUGUGCCCGAAUCUAGUCUGCUCAAGAAAUCAUUAGACGCCAUUUUAUGUUCCAUGUGUUACAUCAGGCCAGAACUAUUCAGAAUGCUACUAGAACAUAUGGAUAUACCUAUGGAUCAAGACGAAAGUAUGGAAGGUCUAACCGACGACACAAAAGUGCAGUCUCCGAGCGCAACCCCCUCAGCGCCAUCAUCAUCAGCCACCGCAGCCCCCGUGUCCUGGGAGGCUCGUGGCUGGCAGCUGCAGACCAUUGCGGCGGCUGCCAUGUCGCCGGCCGCUACACUCGCGUUGCUGCACUCCAGGCUACCCGCUGCCGUUGUUAAGGCUAUUGCUGACUUUAGCGAAGCAAAACUAGAAUUAAUCAAGAACCAACAAGGCACCGCAGAAGAUGUGCAAAUGACCGACCCGGACAAGGACUCCCAGUCUAAGUCGGACCUGCCUUCUAUGAAGAGUGUGCACCAGCUCGUGGAGUGGGCUCGAGCUGUCUGCUUUUCCAAGAGGCUGAAGGACUGGUUGGGAGGACCAGGGAACACCUUCUGGAAGCCGUUGCUCACGCUGCUGUGUCAUCCUAGACCGCAUUAUAGCAGUACAUGGCAGGAAGACGCUCAAUACGCUCAACUAGAAGAGAGCACGAUCCGUCUGUUCGCCGAGCUAACAGUAUGUCACCCCGCCAACCAGAAGCUUUUUGCGUCAACAUUACACAGCAUAUUGGAGUCCAUGCAGAGUACUGAGGGUAUCUCCGGGUUCACGCGGGCGCUGAUCCUGCGGCUGGUGCUGUCGCCGGAGCGCGUGUGGGUGUCGCUGCGCUGGGCGGAGGGCGGCGGCGCGGGCGCCGGCGCCGCGCACCCCGCCUGCCUCGGCCACGCCGUGCUGCCGCUGCCGCUGUGCAGCACCGUGCGCGCGCUGCUGGCCGACCACCGCCCGCCCAUGCCAAUAAUGGAAGACACAGCCAAGGUCUGCAUGAACAAUUCCCCAACUCCUGGCGGCAGUUCCGUGCUCCGCAGUGCUUCCGACACCGCCAUCACCACGGUAGCCGAGGCCUGGGAGCUCAGCCUGGCCGCCGCUAGUGCUUCCAAGGAUAAGCGGGUCAAAGAUGUGAAGAAUACGUCCUUGAAACAACAGAAUAAUAAGAAGAGGCAGACUAAGACGAGUAAUGAUGCGUCUGUGCUGUCUGUUACUGAUGAUUUAAUAGAAACAUCGAUCCGCGUGCAAGUGCCGGGGCUGGAGGGCUUCAUCCCGCCGAGCACGACGCUGGCGCAGCUGACGGCCGCCGUGCCGCACGUGUUCGGCCCGCACCUCGCGCUCACGCUGCAUCUCAACACUAACACUGAAGCGUGGACAGGCCCAACAUGGGAAGGUGCGAACACAAGCACAAACACAAACUCGAGCAGUACAAACGCAGCAGUGGGCGGGUCGGCCGUGCUGCGCUGGUUCGGCGCGGUGGGCGGGCUGGCGCUAGUCGCCGCCCGAUUGCCCCGCCCACAUGCCCCGCCCCCCGACCCGCCUGCGCUCGUGCACCACCAUCAUGAUCUCGACUGGGUCAAGCUCGACGAUCCUUACGAGUGUCCGUACUACUUGCAGGAGGUGGUGGAGCUGGGCGUGUCCUCCGCCCCCGGGCUGGAGGAGGGUGGCUGCACCGGCGUGCCCGCCCACGCGCUCAUCGCGCUGGGUUUGCUGCUCAAGCUGCCGGGAUAUGCUGACGCGUUGUUGGAUGAAGGCGCUAGGGCUUGUCAUUUGUUGAGGCUGCUGCUGGGUGUUACCCAUGAUGAGGAUGGACGCAGCAUCGCAGUAGGCGACGGCCGCUCGGGCUCGGGCUCGCUGGGCACGUUACCGUUCAGCGUGGUGGCCCGCCUGCUGGAGAGGGCGCCGCGCAACACGGACGACGGCCGAGCGUUGCGCCGAGCGUUGUUACAACGUGGAGCCGUGCGCCUGUUGUUGGCUUGUCUAGCUGUGUUCACGCAUCAUAAGCCUAAUUCUAAUGAUAACAGCCAGGGUUCGAACGGUUCAACGGGCAAGUCUGAGGAGAAGAGCCAGCUGUACUGGGCGAAGGGCACGGGCUUCGGCACGGGCUCCACGCAGCAGUCGUGGAACGUCGAGCAGGCGCUCGUCCGCCAGAGGACUGAGGAGGAACACGUCACUGUGCUGCUGCAGACACGAGCUGCAUCCCUGGUACUCGCAAGAGGAUGACGCCGGAAGAAAUCCAGCACUUGCUCUUCAAGAUGGGCAGAAUAUGGAGGCCUGCCUACGUCAACGGGUGGCGGGUCAAAGCGGAGGUGUUCACAGAACCUGUACACGGCAUUCAAAAUGGUGUGAUGGCUCACUCGCACACCAAACCUCAGCUGAAACAAGUUCACUGCAUGCGCAGAUACGGAGUUAGACUCGCGGUAGCACAAUACCAUUUCAAGGUAUUCUUGGUUGGAAUACCGAGUUGGUUGGAAUAAGUUAGUUCCGAGCGGGCGGGCGGCGGGUCGCGACUAGCGAGCGGUCGCGGGCGGUCGGCUGGCGCGUGCGACGAACGGGAUAGUGCGGGUGAGGGUGGGGGCGCGCAGGGCUGCGGCUAGACAGACUGUCGUCAACGCGCAGCCCCGCGCGCCCCCACCCUCACCCGCACUACCCCGUUCGUCGCAUGCGCCGGCGCCAGCGCCAGCGCCAGGCUGGCGGGGCUGCGGCUAGACAGACUGUCGUCAACGCGCAGCCCCGCGCGCCCCCACCCUCACCCGCACUACCCCGUUCGUCGCAUGCGCCGGCGCCAGCGCCAGCGCCAGGCUGGCGGGGCUGCGGCUAGACAGACUGUCGUCAACGCGCAGCCCCGCGCGCCCCCACCCUCACCCGCACUACCCCGUUCGUCGCAUGCGCCGGCGCCAGCGCCAGCGCCAGGCUGGCGGGGCUGCGGCUAGACAGACUGUCGUCAACGCGCAGCCCCGCGCGCCCCCACCCUCACCCGCACUACCCCGUUCGUCGCAUGCGCCGGCGCCAGCGCCAGCGCCAGGCUGGCGGGGCUGCGGCUAGACAGACUGUCGUCAACGCGCAGCCCCGCGCGCCCCCACCCUCACCCGCACUACCCCGUUCGUCGCAUGCGCCGGCGCCAGCGCCAGCGCCAGGCUGGCGGGGCUGCGGCUAGACAGACUGUCGUCAACGCGCAGCCCCGCGCGCCCCCACCCUCACCCGCACUACCCCGUUCGUCGCAUGCGCCGGCGCCAGCGCCAGCGCCAGGCUGGCGGGGCUGCGGCUAGACAGACUGUCGUCAACGCGCAGCCCCGCGCGCCCCCACCCUCACCCGCACUACCCCGUUCGUCGCAUGCGCCGGCGCCAGCGCCAGCGCCAGGCUGGCGGGGCUGCGGCUAGACAGACUGUCGUCAACGCGCAGCCCCGCGCGCCCCCACCCUCACCCGCACUACCCCGUUCGUCGCAUGCGCCGGCGCCAGCGCCAGCGCCAGGCUGGCGGGGCUGCGGCUAGACAGACUGUCGUCAACGCGCAGCCCCGCGCGCCCCCACCCUCACCCGCACUACCCCGUUCGUCGCAUGCGCCGGCGCCAGCGCCAGCGCCAGGCUGGCGGGGCUGCGGCUAGACAGACUGUCGUCAACGCGCAGCCCCGCGCGCCCCCACCCUCACCCGCACUACCCCGUUCGUCGCAUGCGCCGGCGCCAGCGCCAGCGCCAGGCUGGCGGGGCUGCGGCUAGACAGACUGUCGUCAACGCGCAGCCCCGCGCGCCCCCACCCUCACCCGCACUACCCCGUUCGUCGCAUGCGCCGGCGCCAGCGCCAGCGCCAGGCUGGCGGGGCUGCGGCUAGACAGACUGUCGUCAACGCGCAGCCCCGCGCGCCCCCACCCUCACCCGCACUACCCCGUUCGUCGCAUGCGCCGGCGCCAGCGCCAGCGCCAGGCUGGCGGGGCUGCGGCUAGACAGACUGUCGUCAACGCGCAGCCCCGCGCGCCCCCACCCUCACCCGCACUACCCCGUUCGUCGCAUGCGCCGGCGCCAGCGCCAGCGCCAGGCUGGCGGGGCUGCGGCUAGACAGACUGUCGUCAACGCGCAGCCCCGCGCGCCCCCACCCUCACCCGCACUACCCCGUUCGUCGCAUGCGCCGGCGCCAGCGCCAGCGCCAGGCUGGCGGGGCUGCGGCUAGACAGACUGUCGUCAACGCGCAGCCCCGCGCGCCCCCACCCUCACCCGCACUACCCCGUUCGUCGCAUGCGCCGGCGCCAGCGCCAGCGCCAGGCUGGCGGGGCUGCGGCUAGACAGACUGUCGUCAACGCGCAGCCCCGCGCGCCCCCACCCUCACCCGCACUACCCCGUUCGUCGCAUGCGCCGGCGCCAGCGCCAGCGCCAGGCUGGCGGGGCUGCGGCUAGACAGACUGUCGUCAACGCGCAGCCCCGCGCGCCCCCACCCUCACCCGCACUACCCCGUUCGUCGCAUGCGCCGGCGCCAGCGCCAGCGCCAGGCUGGCGGGGCUGCGGCUAGACAGACUGUCGUCAACGCGCAGCCCCGCGCGCCCCCACCCUCACCCGCACUACCCCGUUCGUCGCAUGCGCCGGCGCCAGCGCCAGCGCCAGGCUGGCGGGGCUGCGGCUAGACAGACUGUCGUCAACGCGCAGCCCCGCGCGCCCCCACCCUCACCCGCACUACCCCGUUCGUCGCAUGCGCCGGCGCCAGCGCCAGCGCCAGGCUGGCGGGGCUGCGGCUAGACAGACUGUCGUCAACGCGCAGCCCCGCGCGCCCCCACCCUCACCCGCACUACCCCGUUCGUCGCAUGCGCCGGCGCCAGCGCCAGCGCCAGGCUGGCGGGGCUGCGGCUAGACAGACUGUCGUCAACGCGCAGCCCCGCGCGCCCCCACCCUCACCCGCCCUACCCCGUUCGUCGCAUGCGCCGGCGCCAGCGCCAGCGCCAGGCUGGCGGGGCUGCGGCUAGACAGACUGUCGUCAACGCGCAGCCCCGCGCGCCCCCACCCUCACCCGCACUACCCCGUUCGUCGCAUGCGCCGGCGCCAGCGCCAGCGCCAGGCUGGCGGGGCUGCGGCU